AUGCCUUUGAAACAUCGUGAUUACGCUCUAGCAGGCCUCGGCGGAUUCAUCGCUUGGGGUUUCGCUAUCCACUGGCUUCCAGUUCUCCGAUACUUAGGAUAUGCUCUGGCCCUAGGGGCCUUCCUUGCGUCGAGCGCUAUCUUUGGUCUAGUUCUUCUCACGACUCGAAACUUGCCCUCCUCCAAGUUUACUCGCCCCAAAACUCUCCCUGUCGCAUUCGUCUCACGUCGACACUGGAAGAAUGAGGUUCAAAGGUACGGGAAGCGCGCCGAGUAUCAUGCGGAGUCGCUCUACCCUGAGUCAUUCAUUGUCUCUGAAAGUCUAAACGAAAUCCUCUCGUUCAUUACAAGGGACUUUAUUGCGUCCUGGCACCGCAGUAUCAGCUCAAACCCCGCUUUCCCCAACGAGGUGGACAAGGUGAUACGGACAGCGGUUGGCAACCUACGCAGUCGACUUCUGGCGGAGGAUAUUGUGUCUCUAGUUGUCUCUCGCAUAUUUCCUAUUUUGACCACUCACCUCAAGGAGUUCGACAUUGCGGAGCGAUCUGUGCGGGGAAGGAACUUGACCCGCAAUGUUACCGAAUCCGAGGAGUUGGAUCUUGCUAUCGCAAAGAAAUAUCGUGAUGGCCAACUACAUCCAGCCGCAGUGCUGUCGCUUUCGGACCAGAAGGCAGUGGAGCAGGAGUACUUACGCAAAGUAACUGUUGGUUUGCUGCCUCAAUUAUUCCCUGCGAAUGUCCUUAAUAGUCGCAUCGUCUCUGUGCUCAUUAGGGAAAUUCUCUCAUGUGCAGUUCUUUUCCCUCUCGUCUCAGUGGCCUCGGAUCCGGACACUUGGAAUCAGCUGAUUGAAGCCUAUGGGCGAACCACACUUCAGGAUCGCAAAACGGUACGAAAGCUUCGGGCCGCCCUGGAUGAACAUGCUUCUCCAGCUCCCAAGGCAAAGCGCGGUCACCCCUUUCCGCGUCUCUCACCGAACGAUUCUGAACGGGCUUUUGAGCGGUUUGUUCGAACUAUUCGACGCUGCAAUAAUCUUUCGGACGCCCGGCGAUUCAGAGCUCUUAUAGCCAGCCAGUUGAAACGAGAGUCAAUGGUGGAAGGGCAGGACCCAGUAUACCUUAGACGACUUGAAACCGGAAAAAGAGUGUUGGACCAGAAGGUGGCCAAACUCUCAGCUCCCAAUGAUCAGACGUCCCAUGUUGCAGCCGCGGCUUCACACUUUCGCCGCAAGAGCUCAUCCGCGACUCAGGAAGCCUCUUUGGUUGACGUGAUGCAUGAUGCUUCGGGUCUCUCGUAUUUUAUGGAGUUUAUGGACCGCCAGCACCUCAUGUCCCUCGUCCAAUUCUGGAUCGUGGUCGACGGGUUCCGUAAUCCACUUGAGGAUGACUUUGGAGAUGAGACAUCCCCCAGCUCGAACACUUGGACUACCGCGGACAGGAACGAUAUAGCUCUGAUAAGUGCAACAUACCUCGCAAAACCUGAACUGAAGGUGACGGAAGAAUCUCGCCAAGUAGUGAAAGCCUUCCUGAGCGCAGGAAAGCGCGCCACCCCCGAACAGUACCGCAAAGCCCGUACGGUGAUAUUGUCCACCCAGUCUGCAAUAUUGGAGGAGCUACAGGAAGUUUAUUUUCCCAAGUUCAAGCAGUCAGAUCUAUACUGGAAAUAUCUUGCGUCCGAUGACGUUUCACAUGGUAGCGCAGCCAUGUCAUCACCUUCUUCUCAGCAAAGCCUUGUGGGCAGUCUUGAUGCUCAGGAAAGACGCCCGCUUCCCCUGUUGUUAAACCGAACGGCAUCUCAACCUGGACCUAAAGCGAAGGUAGAUCUGCGAAGAGCAGCUAUCUCGUCAAACGACGUCUCUGGUUUGGGAAAGCUCUUUGACGGCGAAGAGUCGACGAGGCGAUCAAUGGAUUCCGAGCGUUCAGCACCACUAUUUGACGACGAUUAUGACACCGAUCCGCUUGCUUUGUCUAGCCAGAGUCUUGGCCAAGAUACGCCGAAUGGGGGUCCUGAGAUUAGUGAGAGACGAGUAAUUGAGAAUAUGGAGGCAGCUUUAAAUGAUAUCAUUACCAAUGUGCCCAAAAAUGGGAGGAUUGAGGAGCUCUCUACUAGUGACAUUCACCAGGGAUCACCACGAAACUCAAAUGAAUCUUCUCGCGUGGAAGGACGUGGAGAUGACAAACUGAAGCCCAGCAUCGCCUCCUUAGGGCUUGUGGACGGGUCCUCGCGCCGCGGAGUAUUUGAUGACGACCUCUUUCCCGAGCAGCAAAAUUAUCUUGAGGAUGAAUAUGAGGAGCCAGAAGGUACAGCUGGCAAGUACUCUGCGCUCGAGGUUCAUGAAGCUGCUCCGGGAGAUCUUGGGUUGACGGAAGCAAUUCAGGCGCUCACAGCAGAUAUUGAGAAGCUUGGGUCACAGGAAGCAGUAGUCGACACUUUGACUCGAAAGGCAGAACUCACCAACAAUACGGCAGAGCUAAGAAUUUUGAGAAAGUCCAAAAUGAGCAUUCAACGAGAGCUUCACCGUAAAGAGAUGCAACGUCAGCAAUAUAUGAUUCAGGAGAGCGAUAAUAGUCUUUAUGGCCGGUCGACCGUCCGAAUCAAGUCCAUUGUAGUGGGUAAAGAGGAGGACGGCCGAGAGUUUGCUAUGUAUGUUAUUGAAGUGCAAAGGAACGCUGGGGAGCAGAUGCCCGCAGGGUCCUGGGUGGUUGCGCGCCGAUACAGCGAGUUCCACGAGCUUCACCACCAAUUACGGACGCGUUAUCCGUCUGUUCGUCAGUUAGAGUUUCCUCGGAGGCGGAUGGUCAUGAAGCUCCAAAAGGAGUUUCUCCAGAAGCGACGUUUGGCUCUCGAGGCGUACCUUCAGCAUUUGCUGCUUCUCCCGGAAGUAUGCCGGAGUCGUGACUUGCGCGCCUUUCUCUCUCAGCGCGCAAUCAUCCCACGCGACGAGACACCGCGGGAUGGAGAAACAAAGGAUCUCGUGACCCGUAUCUACAACUCUGUUGCCGAUGGCAUGGACGAUUUCCUAGGAAACUUCGGUGUGCUGGACCAACUCUCAAUCGCCGGUCAGAAUCUCAUCUCCGCGGCCACUAACCAACAACAACCCAACACUAGUGCAGUAUCAACAGACUCUGGUCUCACGACUGAAGAUGCUGUCACGACCGCUGAAGCCGAAGCCGAGUUAAAUGCCUUUGAAGACCGCGAACUUGAACCCUUCAUCAAGCCCAUCUGCGAUCUCUUCCUGGAGACCUUUGAGCUCAACAAGGGAAACAACUGGCUUCGCGGCCGCGCAGUCGUCGUGGUCCUCCAUCAGCUUCUUGGCGGUACAAUCGAACGCAAAGUUCGUGAAGGUGCCCGCUCGCUAUUUCAGGACGAGCACCUUCUCCGCUACCUCACGCUAGCGAAGGACACCCUCUGGCCUGGUGGUGUUCUUCGUGAGAACAGAGUACGCACAGCUUCCGAACGCCUUAAGAGCCGAACAGAGGCAAGUCUCGUUCUUGCAACCCUUGUUCCUGAACUAGCGGGUAAUGUAGUCGGACGCGCAAACGCCCAAGCUGCAGCAAGGCGAAUCUUCGCAACACUAAAUAACCAGCGACUAAACGCCCAUUUAAUCUUCACUCUCCUGGACGAAAUCGUUCUAGUCCUGUUUGGUGGUGAAAAGGUCACUGGCCGGACUCGACUGUGA
Molecule: messenger RNA, 3675 nt
Organism: Aspergillus nidulans FGSC A4
Lineage: Eukaryota; Fungi; Ascomycota; Eurotiomycetes; Eurotiales; Aspergillaceae
Gene: rgsC
Product: protein rgsC
Exons: 2
Coding region: 1-3675 (1224 amino acids)
Source: RefSeq, a predicted model, not a curated record